Messenger RNA from Drosophila mauritiana, 1984 nucleotides. RefSeq names its product protein NASP homolog (gene Nasp). The record is from RefSeq and is a predicted model, not a curated record. The transcript has 5 exons. Gene Ontology annotation, molecular function: histone binding. NCBI's taxonomy places the organism in Eukaryota, Metazoa, Arthropoda, Insecta, Diptera, Drosophilidae. Gene Ontology annotation, biological process: CENP-A containing chromatin assembly; DNA replication-dependent chromatin assembly. Gene Ontology annotation, cellular component: nucleoplasm. The coding region runs from base 193 to 1671 and encodes 492 amino acids.
CCAGUGCGUUCACAUUGUCGCUAUUUUUCAGCAUUUCGCGGGAUCUGUAAUUUUUAUCGGCGAAUAUUGAGUUUUACAUGGUCUAACAUUGAUUAUAGUGCUGUAUUUAUCAACAAUCAAUUGGUUUUACUGUCCAUUGCUUUGAAAGCAAUAGAAAUAAUUGAGGAUCAACUAUUUAUUUAACUACUUAAAAUGUCUGCUGAAGCCGAAGCAAUUGUCACAACGGCCGCUGCCGAUGUAUCAUCCCCAAGCAAGACAGUGGCUGUGGAGCCCGUUGCUGCUGAUACAACGCCGGACAAUGCUCCGGCUGUGUCCACUGAGGGAAGCGGAAAGGCAGAGCAGGAACGCGCAGAGAAAAUACUUAAAGGCAAGGAGCUGUUCAGCCAGGGAUCGCGCAACUUCCUGGUCAAGAGCUACGACGAGGCAGCUGACGAGCUGAGCCAGGUGUGCCAACUGUACGAGGAAGUCUACGGGGAACUGGCCGAUGAGCUGGGUCAGCCCCUAUUGCUCUAUGCAAAGGCAUUAAUUGCAAUGGCCUUGGACGAGAACAAAGUGAUCGAUGUGCCUGACGAGGCUGCCGAUGACGAUGACGAGGAUGUGGACGACGACGAGGAAGAAAGUGCCGAGGAUGGAGCGGCUAAGAAGGAGGAAAAGAAAGACGCCAAGGAUGCCGAAAAUGGUGCAAGCAGCUCUAACGGCAAGGAACUGGACACUAUCAAGGAGGGGUCCGAUGAGGCCGACUCUACCGGAGAAGCCGAGCAAGCUCAGAGUGAUGAAAAGCCCUCCAAGAAGGUACCGACCGGCGUGGAUGAGGUCAGCAGCAGCAAUGGCGGUGGCGGAGCUGUCGUCAACGAUGACGAGCGACCGAGCACAUCGAAUGGUGAAGUCACAGCUAGUUGUUCCAAUGGUGCAGCAGCUGCUGGGGAGGAGGAACCAGAAGAAGAGGAAGGAGUAAGCGGAAGUCUGCAGUUGGCCUGGGAAAUUCUGGAGGCGGCUGCCCAAAUAUUCUCGCGACAGGGGCUCAGUGGUCUCCCUUACUUGGCUGAAGUUCAGACUGAGCUGGCUAACAUUGAGUUUGAGAACGGAAUACUAGAGGCGGCACGCGAAGAUUAUGAGAAAGCACUGAAGAUCCACGGGGAGCUGCCCACAAGAAACCGACGUGCUUUGGCCGAGUUGCAUUACAAGAUCGGACUGACCUAUUUGAUGCAGCAACUCAACAAGGAAGGAGCGACUGCCCUGCGACAAUCAAGCGUGUUGAUCGAGGAGGAAAUCGCCGAGAUUAAGGGCAAGGACGAACCUAGCGAGCGUGACAGAAACAAUAUGUUGGACUUGGAGGAAACUAAGCAGGAGAUUUUGGCCAAGAUACAGGAAAUCGAGGAGAUGCAGGCCCAGACCAUUGCUGAGGUGCGAGCUGCACUGGAUAGCUACAUCAAGCCAAUGAGCAGUGGCGAUGCAGCUGCUGCCUCCUCCUCGUCGUCGUCGUCAGCCAAUGGAGCCGCCAGCUCUUCGUCGUCAUCCUCCAAAGGUGCUGCGGCGGCCUCCUCAUCGACCAUUAGCAGCAGUUCGGCCAAGCCCACAGACAUCACACAUUUGAUCAAGCGCAAGAAGCCGGAGGAUCCCAGCUCGGAGGCUGAGGCCCUGUGCUCGCCGGCCAAGCGUGCCGCCGUCUAGGGGAAUCAUUCCAGUUGCCCAGUGGCACACCAGCACCCACUCACAACCAAGCCCUUAAAAUACACCACACUCAUCGGCUACUUAAACCAACCCACACGCAUUAAACACCAUUCAACUGUCCUAUACCUCGAACCUACAUAUUUAUGCUAUUUGUUUGCUGUUUUCUACCAAAAUUCUCUGUAAGUCUGUAAGUUUACAAUCACAAUUAGUGCUAAGUGCGUACAUAAAAUAAUGUUUUGUAUUAAACGAAAAAACUAAGUAGGAAGGCAAAAAGUGUACACAAUAAAUACGGGAGAUUUUCCCCAGAAAGUUA